AAACCCUAUCCUUCGUUUUUCUUAUCAUCCAAACAGACGAUUAAGAAAAUGGAGGAAAAUGGCAGUAGAGCUGAAGCCCUACGCCUUCUAGGGAUGGCCGAGAAGCUUCUCCAAAACCGUGAUUUCAACGGCUCAAGGGACUUCGCAAUCUUAGCCCAAGAGACCGAACCCUUAUUGGAAGGUUCGGAUCGGAUCCUAGCGGUCGCCGACGUCCUCCUAGCCGCCGAGAAAAAAAUAAACAACCACCACGAGUGGUACUCUAUAUUGCAACUGGAUCGCCGGUCUGAAGAAAACGAUUUCAUCAAGAAACAGUAUCGUCACCUAGCUCUCCUUCUCCACCCCGACAAAAACAAGUUCCCUUUUGCCGAUCACGCGUUUAAGAUCGUAGCCGAUGCAUGGGCCGUUUUAUCGAACGCCUCGAAAAAAUCUCAAUGCGAUAAAAAUUUUGGAUUUUUCACGAGGAUUGACUUCAGCAGCUCCGGCGAUCCUUCAAAUCAGUCAGGGAAAUUACCGGUCACCAGAAGAGGACAAAAUCAUGACGGUAUGCAACGGCGGUUGACGGGUUCUACGAUCCAUAAUGAAACUUAGAUGCAGAA
This is a messenger RNA of Hibiscus syriacus, 596 nucleotides long. RefSeq lists its product as uncharacterized. The transcript has a single exon. The record is from RefSeq and is a predicted model, not a curated record. Bases 49 to 588 code for a protein of 179 amino acids. NCBI's taxonomy places the organism in Eukaryota, Viridiplantae, Streptophyta, Magnoliopsida, Malvales, Malvaceae.